AAUAGAGUUCAAAGGUGAUUGCUGUGACAUGUAUCUCUUCAAUUUAUGCAAAUAAUUUUGUUGUGAUGGGCAGUCUCGUUGGUGAAAAGGAUGGGAUCAUAAGAUCUGUAUCAGAUACACCACCAACUCAUUAUCAAGUCAUAAUACAGUCAUUUUCAUUACUUUUCGAGAACGCAGAGAAAUAUGAAUCUGCAGAAUUUGAAGCUGGAGGCUACAAAUGGAAACUUGUUCUCCACCCAAAUGGAAAUAAAAGCAAGAAUGUGGAAGACCACAUAUCUCUCUACUUAGCCAUGGCAGAUGCAACUUCUCUCCCUCCUGGUUGGGAGGUCUCUGCAGUUUUUCGAUUGUUUUUGCUUGAUCAGAACCAGGACAACUACUUGAUAGUUCAAGAUUCCCAGAGAAAGCAAAGACGGUUCCGUAGAUUGACACCUGAAUGGGGUUUUGAUCAAUUCAUCCCAAUUACAGUAUUUCGCGAUUCUUCUAAUGGAUACCUGGUGGAUGACAUGUGUGAGCUUGGAGCAGAAGUGUUUGUUAGGAAAGAAAGAAGCACAGGCAAAGGAGAGUGUCUAAAAAUGAUCAAAGAUCCUGGCGGUUUUAAUCAUCUUUGGAAGAUUGAAAACUUAGAAAAGUUAGACUCUUAUGACUCCAGAGAAUUCAUUGCUGCUGGUUAC
Molecule: messenger RNA, 671 nt
Organism: Pistacia vera
Lineage: Eukaryota; Viridiplantae; Streptophyta; Magnoliopsida; Sapindales; Anacardiaceae
Product: ubiquitin carboxyl-terminal hydrolase 12-like
Exons: 4
Molecular function (GO): protein binding
Source: RefSeq, a predicted model, not a curated record